This is a messenger RNA of Danio rerio (zebrafish), 1469 nucleotides long. It is a transcript of the gene slc10a7, whose product is annotated as solute carrier family 10 member 7. The record is from RefSeq and is marked provisional. NCBI's taxonomy places the organism in Eukaryota, Metazoa, Chordata, Actinopteri, Cypriniformes, Danionidae. Gene Ontology annotation, cellular component: endoplasmic reticulum membrane; Golgi membrane; plasma membrane.
GUUUGAUGGGCGAUGGGUUUGAUCGCUCGCGUCCGGAAAGAAUGGUUCAUUAUCGGUAUUGUGCUCGUUAUCACAUUCGCCAAGCUCCAGCCGUCUGUAGGAGUGAAAGGAGGUCCUCUUCAUCCAGAGAUCACCAUCACUUAUGUUGCAGUAUCUGUCAUUUUCUUCAACAGCGGCUUGUCUUUGAAAACAGAGGAGCUGGCGAGUGCAUUGAUGCACGUAAAGUUGCAUUUCUUCGUCCAGACAUUCACGCUAGUAUUUUUCCCCAUCGCCAUUUGGCUCCUUCUCAAAGUGCUGGCGCUGACGGCGAUCAACGAAUGGCUUCUCAGAGGGUUGCAGACGGUCGCUUGUAUGCCUCCUCCAGUGUCCUCCGCUGUCAUUCUCACAAAAGCUGUCGGCGGAAAUGAGGCUGCAGCCAUUUUCAAUUCAGCAUUUGGGAGUUUUCUGGGGAUUGUGGUCACUCCUCUGCUGCUGCUUGUGUUUCUGGGCUCCUCGUCUUCAGUGCCGUUCACCUCCAUCUUCUCGCAGCUCUUCAUGACGGUGGUCGUACCUCUCAUAGUUGGACAGGUGUGCAGGAGGUUUCUGCGUGAGUGUCUGGACCGCCGGAAGCCUCCGUUCGGGGCGGUGAGCAGUGUGGUUCUGCUUAUGAUCAUCUACUCCACUUUCUGUGACACUUUCAACAACCCCAACAUCGAGCUGGAUCACCUGAGCCUGCUCACCGUCGUCUUCAUCAUAUUUUCCAUCCAGCUGAGCUUCAUGGCCCUGAUAUUUUUCUUAUCCACGAGGAAAUCCUCUGGUUUCAGUGCAGCUGACUCAGUGGCCAUCAUGUUUUGUGCCACUCAUAAAUCCCUGACUUUAGGAAUCCCCAUGCUGAAGAUCGUGUUUGAGGGUUAUGAGCAUCUGUCUCUGAUCUCUGUGCCUCUACUGAUCUACCAUCCCGCUCAGAUCCUGCUGGGCAGCGUCUUACUGCCCUCCAUCAAAACCUGGAUGAGCGGCAGACAGAAGACUCUGACACCCAUAUGAUCUCUACACUGUUGAUCAGUAGCUGUGAAACACUCGGCUGAUGCUUGACCAAACCAGAACCAACGAGACCAAACCAGAGGAGACGACAACUGUGGACGAACAGGAGAUCAGUGCCUUACAGUGACCCGCUGGACCACAGUGCAGGGAACACACACACACACCAUUCCUGAAUGUAGAGCUUUAUUUUUAUAUGAACUCCAGACUCUUUUCUAACUCCAGCAGUGCUCACACUCAUCAGAAGAGAUUUAUAUUUGUUUUUAGACUGCAGGAAGUGGUUCAGUGUUUCUGCAGUACAGACUGAAGUGAAUGUGUAAUGCACUGCUAACCUCCUUUACCUGACGACCCGAGUAUUGUUUAUUCUGCUGCAGUAAACACACACAGAGGUCAGUCGCCAUGUCCUGUGCCAUAUGAUGUUACUGAAGGAAUAAACCUUGUCCUAAAUCCUG